Molecule: messenger RNA, 792 nt
Organism: Lathyrus sativus (Indian pea)
Lineage: Eukaryota; Viridiplantae; Streptophyta; Magnoliopsida; Fabales; Fabaceae
Source: the annotation of a GenBank genome assembly
AUGUCAGAGGCCUCCGAUUCUGUAUUUGUGGCUGCUAGAUCCAAGCUCAUUGUGACAAUGCUGGAAGAAAUUAGAGUAUACAUAACGCAGAGAUGGGAAUCUAAUAGGAAAAAGAUCACCAAAUACGAUGACAUCAUACUACCUAACAUCAAGAAGAGGAUGGAAAGGGAGUCACAAAAAACCAAUCAUUGGAUUGUGAGGAGUGCAGGUGAAUAUGAGUAUGAGGUGAGGCAUACUUCACUCAAUGGAGAAAAAUAUGCUGUCAACCUUAACAAGAAAGAAUGCCCAUGUAGAUUAUGGAUGCUGAUUGGACUUCCUUGUUAUCAUGCAAUGUCUUGCAUGAAAUAUCAACAUUUGGAGAUUGAUGACUUUGUACCUGACUGUUACAAGAAGGAAAAAUAUGCUGCUUAUUAUAAACAUGUGAUAUAUUCACUUAAUGGGGAAGCCUUGUGGUCAAAGACUAGUCUUGUUGAUCUCCAGCCACCACCAAUAAAGAGGCAGCCUGUAAGGCCAAAGAAAAAAAGGAAUAGGAAAGAUGGAGAGAUGGUGAGGGAUGAGACACACAUGAAGAGGGAAAGACAUGGUAUAAAGUUUAGUCGUUGCCACAAAGAUGGUCAUAACAAGGCCACUUGUAAACUACCACAACCACAAGCUAGUUCAAGUCAGGUACAAGAUCCAACAAGUCAGCAACCAUCAGAAGCUAAUACAAGUCAAUCACCACCUGUUGCAACAAGUCAACCAUCAUCACAAUCUAUUACAAGUCAACCACUACCACCUGUUGCAACAAGUUAG